CGCCCACCGCGCUCAACGGUGUGCCGUCACGUCCGGUGGUCUCGAGCUCGGAGAAGAUGGCGGCUGUCGUAGUGAACGCUGACGGAGGCGUCGCGCCGCUGGACCCGGACUCUGCGUCGCCGCGGACCCCGUCUCCAGCGCCGGAGCAGCCGCUGCAGAACAACGCGCUGCUGGGGCUCCCGAUCGUGGCCAUCGAGAACAUCCUCGGCUUCCUGUCGUACGACGAGAUCAGCCUGCUGCGGCUGGUGUGUAAGCGCAUGGAUGUGGUUUGCCAGCGCGUGCUCAACCAAGGCUUCCUGAAAGUGGAGCGCUAUCACAGCCUGUGCCAGAAGCAGGUCAAAGCCCAGCUGCCCAGGCGGGAGUCGGAGCGGAGGAACCACUCGUUGGCGCGUCACGCAGACAUACUGGCGGCGGUGGAGACGCGCCUGUCGCUGCUCAACAUGACCUUCAUGAAGUACGUGGACUCAAACCUCUGCUGCUUCAUUCCUGGAAAGGUGAUCGAUGAGAUUUAUCGUGUUUUGCGAUAUGUGAACUCCACACGCGCGCCGCAGAGAGCUCACGAGGUGCUGCAGGAGCUGCGAGACAUAUCCUCCAUGGCCAUGGAGUACUUCGACGAGAAGAUCGUCCCCAUCCUGAAGAAACGGCUUCCCGGAGCGGAUCUCUCCGGACGACUGAUCGGAUCUGCUCCGGUGGCCGGUCCCUCUACCUCUCUGACCACCAUGUCCCUGUUGGCCAAAAACACUCCGUCUCGCUCAGAGAUGACGAAGGUGCAGCAGCAGGUGAAGGUGAACGGCGCGUCGAUGACGGCGCUGCGGCGCGAGAUGCAGGAGGUGCGGGUCAAGCAGCUGGAGCAGCAGAAGCAGCUGCAGGAUCAGGAGCAGAAGCAGCUGGAGCAGUCGCAGGUGAUCGGAGAGCAGAACGCCCGGCUGGCCGAGCUGGAGCACAAGCUCAGGGAACUGAUGGAGAGUGCUGCGGCGGCCUCCAGCUCCUCCUCCACCCCUGCGGCGUCCUCCUCCUCCUCUGCCACCAUGAGCCCAGCAGCCGAGGGCGAGAGCGGCCUGUGUCUCAAACGCCCCCGCAAGUGCUCGGACCUCCCGCGUCACUCCAAACGCCUGCGUAGCAAGAAAUAGAGGGACGUUUCUCUAUCAUCAUUUCUUUUUUUUUUUUUCUUUUUUUUUUUUUAAGGGAUAGUUC
This is a messenger RNA of Sinocyclocheilus grahami, 1194 nucleotides long. RefSeq names its product F-box protein 28 (gene fbxo28). Gene Ontology annotation, biological process: protein polyubiquitination. The transcript has 5 exons. Bases 57 to 1130 code for a protein of 357 amino acids. The record is from RefSeq and is a predicted model, not a curated record. Gene Ontology annotation, molecular function: protein binding. NCBI's taxonomy places the organism in Eukaryota, Metazoa, Chordata, Actinopteri, Cypriniformes, Cyprinidae.